UAGGCAUGCACCAUGUCGUGUGCCUGAGGUUAUCCUAACGUGCUAAACAAUAAGCUGAAGACAAGGCAUACACACACAUUCUAUAAUUGAUCAACUUUUUGUCUAACAUCACUACUUGGAGGCCUAGGCUUAUGUUGAUCAUAUAUUCCUUUAUAUUUGUCCCAUGUAUAAAUACGAACCAUCUAAAAUCAUCUCCCUCCGUGUGUCUUCUUCUUUCUGAUUUUGAAUAUGAACCACCAAACAUUUUCCCCUUCUUGUGAAUUGCCAUGCUACUGAAAUCCCUUUUGAAUUCUCUUUAAGUUCUUGGUUUCAUUUUAAAGGAAAGAAAGUGGCAUUUGGGUGAAGAUGGUUAAGAUAAGGAGCUACAAUGGGCAAGUCGAUAGAUUUGGAGUAGAAGAUCUUGAAAGAAGAUGUGAAGUAGGACCAGCUGAGAAUGUGUUUCUUUACACAGAUACCAUGGGUGACCCCAUUUGUAGAAUCCGUAAUAGUCCCGUGUACAACAUGCUGGUGGCCGAGUUGAAUAAUGAAAUCGUUGGUGUUAUUCAAGGCACUAUAAAGGUGGUAACCCUCCACAAACCACCAAAAAAUGCAGCAAAAGUAGGAUAUAUGUUGGGACUGAGGGUGUCUCCCCUUCAUCGUAGAAAAAGAAUUGGUUCGAAACUAGUACGCCAUAUGGAAGAUUGGUUCAUCUCCAAUGAGGUUGAUUACGCUUACAUGGCCACUGAGAAAGACAAUGAAGCCUCCGUCAAACUUUUCGUCAACAAGUUUGGCUAUGUCAAAUUCAGAAAUCCAACCAUUCUCAUCCACCCGGCAGCUAGUAACCCGAGCUCAUUCCGUUCACCGCCAGGUAUAGAGAUAAUGAAACUCAAGGUGGAACAAGCUGAAUUCUUGUAUCGAAAAGUGAUGAGUUCAAUGGAUUUCUUCCCGCACGAUAUAGACAAUAUUCUUACAAAUAAGCUGAGCUUAGGAACGUGGGUGGCUUAUUGGCGAGGGGAGUCAUCUACUGGGGAAUUUGGAAGAGAUGGUAAGGUUCCAAAUAGUUGGGCCAUGAUGAGCGUUUGGGAUAGUGGGGAAAUAUUCAAGCUGAGAGUAGGGCAAGCAACAUUAAAUUGUUUCCUCUAUGGAAAAAUGUCAAGACUAAUGAGAAAGGGAUUCUCAUGCUUCAAAGCUCCUUCAAUGCCGGAAUUCUUUGAACCUUUUGGUCUUUUCUUCGUAUAUGGAAUUUUCAGGGAGGGACCAUCAUCAAGGAAGCUGGUACGAACACUUUGUAAAUUUGUGCACAACUUGGCCACGGCGUCUAAGGAUAAUUACAGCAGCAGCUGCAAUAAGGUGGUUGUCACAGAGAUUGGAUGUUGUGACAAGCUAAAACUAGACAUCCCACAUUGGAAGUUACUAUCAUGUCCGGAGGAUUUGUGGUGCAUAAAAGCCUUAAAGAAUGAUGAAGAUAUAGAAGCCUUCCUUGAAUUUACAAAAAACCCACAAAAUAGAGGCCUUUUUGUAGACCCCAGAGAGGUAUGAUAUAUGGACAAAAACCAACCUCCCAAAAAUAUUGUACUAUCAAUUAAUUUUCCUGACUUUGCAUGCCCUGAUUUUAGCAAUAAGCAAAAAAAAAAAAACAAAAUAUCAGGCCACAAACUAGCCUAUUCAUUGUCACAACGAAUACCAAUAUGUAUCUUACCUCUCCUGUUGAGGUGGGGGACUCUCUUUUCUUUUCUUGUUCCUUUCAAGUCAUUGGGAUAAAAUACAUCUCACAGAGUAUUUCCUAAAUUGGGUGCCUCCAUCGGUAUCUUUGUUCUUAUCUACCCCAUGUUUCCAUUCCACGUCUCUGAGUAGGACUAAUCAUGCAUUUCACCAGCUACAUGUUUUUCUUUGUCUGUUUUCCUCAUGUACAUAGGUUUCGUCCCAUUCAACCCAUCUAUUGAACAAUUUUCCAUUCUGCAUGCAUUAUAAUAUGAUGUUAGUAAGUAUAACAAUUUUUCUCUUCUUAAGGGGGAAAUAAAUUAAACAGAUAUUUGGAGGGUGACAUAAUUAUACUUUGUUGAGAAAUAUUUAUAUUACAGGAUCUAUAUUUUUA
Molecule: messenger RNA, 2074 nt
Organism: Nicotiana attenuata
Lineage: Eukaryota; Viridiplantae; Streptophyta; Magnoliopsida; Solanales; Solanaceae
Product: probable N-acetyltransferase HLS1
Exons: 3
Coding region: 346-1518 (390 amino acids)
Molecular function (GO): acyltransferase activity, transferring groups other than amino-acyl groups
Source: RefSeq, a predicted model, not a curated record